AUGGAGUGCUUGUUCGCGCGUGGAGCUCCUGUCUUGGAGCCUCUGAACUUGCAUGGCAUCGCUGAAUUCAUCAAGUCUGGCCGGUGCAAGUCCAUCUUUCUGCUGACCGGCGCAGGUGUCUCGACCGGUGCCGGCAUCCCGGACUUCCGUUCGCCGGGCGGGAUGUACGACUCGCUCCGUCCCGAGCUGCUGACGGCCACGGAGAAGCAGCGCAAAUUGAUGAGAAGCGACCCAGUUCAUGUGGUGACCAAGGAGAGGGAGAUGUUCUAUCAAAACCAGUUCCCCUACAUGGAAGUCCGACGACCCUUCAUUCUUGGAACUCAGAGUCAACAGUGGAAGGCUACCAUUUCUCAUUGGUUCAUGAAAUUUCUGGACGAGGAACGCCUUCUCCAGCGAGUCUUUACGCAAAACAUUGAUGGCUUGGACUACCAAACAGGCAUCUCCCGCGAGCGAGUGACCAAUGUCCACGGGAGCAUUGCGAAUGUGACUUGUGAAGGUUGCAAGCGAGAGAUGUCCUUCGAUGCCUUCUGCGAUGAACUCCGCAAGAAUAUCAAAGACAUCUACGGUGUAGACCCCACGGCUCCUGAGACCUCCACGCACAUCCCAUGCCCUUCGUGCAAAAGGCCCUUGGUGAAGCCCAGUACGGUCCUUUUCGGGAGUAGUUUGCCCGAAGCCUUCUUUGACCAAUUGCCCAGCCUUUCGACGGCCGACUUAUUGAUCGUCGCGGGCACAUCGUUGGUGGUGUCUCCGGCCAAUUCAGUCGUGCAACAUGUUCCCCGUAACUGCCCCAGGCUCAUUGUCAACAAGGAGCGUGUAGGUGAGGACUUGGGUAUUGUAUAUGGCACUGCCGCGGAGCGAGACAUAUGGAGUGGUGACAUCUCCUGUGAUGAGGCAUUUUUGGAACUCAUAAAGCUUCUGGGGUGGCAGGAGAAGCUUUUGAAGAUCCAACAUUUGCUGCCAGAGGGCAACAAGGAACUCCUCAAGAAGUUGUGA
Durusdinium trenchii is the source of this 993-nucleotide messenger RNA. The record is from the annotation of a GenBank genome assembly. Lineage: Eukaryota; Dinophyceae; Suessiales; Symbiodiniaceae.